AUGAAUAAUCAUACUACAAGCAGAAUUAAUGUUUAUAUUUCUAAUAAUUAAGAUUAAAAAUAUUAAUAGUCGUUUCGAUUUACUCAAAUAAUCUCAUUCACAUAAAGGAUAAUCUAAAUUCAUUAGGAAGAUCAAAAGAUCAAAAUAUAAUACUAUUUUUUUAGGUAUCCUAUAAAUUAAUUACUACUAUGUUCAAAUUAAAGAACACAGAGGAACUAUCGGAUAUAAUUAAUUACCUGAAGGUAAUAUAUGCAUAUAGUUAGUUUAUUAAUAUAAAUAUCUUCCUUUUAUCAAACCUUCUCUUCCCAAAAAAGAUGAAAAACCAAUACAAGGAUUAAAAUCAAAUAAAAAUUGA
Molecule: messenger RNA, 355 nt
Organism: Paramecium sonneborni
Lineage: Eukaryota; Ciliophora; Oligohymenophorea; Peniculida; Parameciidae
Source: the annotation of a GenBank genome assembly